Messenger RNA from Colletotrichum gloeosporioides, 993 nucleotides. RefSeq names its product putative 3-hydroxyisobutyrate dehydrogenase. Gene Ontology annotation, cellular component: mitochondrion. Gene Ontology annotation, molecular function: NAD binding; NADP binding; 3-hydroxyisobutyrate dehydrogenase activity. Gene Ontology annotation, biological process: L-valine catabolic process. The transcript is spliced from 6 exons. The record is from RefSeq and is a predicted model, not a curated record. The coding region runs from base 1 to 993 and encodes 330 amino acids. NCBI's taxonomy places the organism in Eukaryota, Fungi, Ascomycota, Sordariomycetes, Glomerellales, Glomerellaceae.
AUGACGGCCAGCGACGCCGCUGACAGAACCAACACCAUCGGAUUCAUCGGCUUGGGAGCUAUGGGGAAUCAUAUGUUCAACAACCUUGUCAACAGAUCUACAGCAAAAGUAGACAGCAGUGCUAAAUACGCUCUUUUUGACGUAAACGAUGCGGCUGUGGAAAGCGUCAUCCAGAGGCACCAAAAAGAUAACCCAGCUGUGUCUUUACACAAGUGCUCUUCUCCAUACGAUGUGGCUCAAAAGGCUUCGACAAUUAUUACAAUGGUGCCGACAGGCCGGCAUGUAGAGGACGUUUACCUCGGUGACAGCAGCGUUAUUCGCGCCUUAGAAACGUUGGACGAGCAGCAAAGAUCGUCAACACUAUGUCUUGACCAGUCCACUAUCGAGCAAAGCGUUAGCAGAUCUAUCGCUCUGAAGCUGAGGGAGACUGGGGCUGACUUACUGGACGCUCCGGUAUCUGGAGGAGUGAUCGGUGCUAGAGAUGGUACUCUUGCGAUCAUGGUCGGCGGCAAUAGGAGAUCAUUUGAACGAGCAGUCCCUUUUCUCCAGCCUAUGGCCAGAAAGGUCACAUAUUGCGGUGACCUUGGUGCUGGUCUUGCAGCGAAGAUAUCCAACAACGAGGCCAUGCUGCUGGGCAAGAGGCUCGGUGUUGAUUCCCAAGUUCUCGCAGAUAUCAUCAACGAUUCAACGGGGAGAUGUUGGUCUAGUGAGAUCAACCACCCUGUUCCCGAAGUCAAGGUCGGAGAUACAAGCCCUCCCGCUCAUCGUCAGUACGCGGGAGGUUUCGUCACCAGUCUAGCGCACAAGGAUCUGGCCUUGGCUGUGAAGGCUGCUCUUGAAGUAAACGCGCCACUGCCGCUUGGAAGACGCGUUGAGGAGGUUUAUCGACCUCUGACUCAAAUGACGGAAUGGGGAAGUCGCGACUUCAGUGUUGUCUACGAGGCACUCGACGAGGCGAUAGUCGGUCAUGACACUAAGACGGUUGAGCUGUAA